Hydractinia symbiolongicarpus is the source of this 1314-nucleotide messenger RNA. RefSeq lists its product as uncharacterized. Gene Ontology annotation, biological process: deoxyribonucleotide biosynthetic process. The transcript has a single exon. Gene Ontology annotation, cellular component: cytosol. Gene Ontology annotation, molecular function: ribonucleoside-diphosphate reductase activity, thioredoxin disulfide as acceptor. The coding region runs from base 1 to 1314 and encodes 437 amino acids. The record is from RefSeq and is a predicted model, not a curated record. Lineage: Eukaryota; Metazoa; Cnidaria; Hydrozoa; Anthoathecata; Hydractiniidae.
AUGGCUAAAACAAAUUCAAGUCAUCUUGAAUGCACCUUAUCUGAUACCGAUGUUUUCACACCUGCAUUUGUUCAAUCUGAUAUUGAACAUGGCUGUUUUGAAGAUAUUUUUCCGAUAACUAACCUUGAUGAUAAUGGUCCAGUUGAGUUUAGUAUUGACAAUGCAACGAAUAAGUUUUUGCAUUUAGUCAGCAGCACAUUGAAUGUUAAAUGUCGAGUUACUAAAGCAGAUGGAACAAAUCUUACAGCAACAGAUGGUGCUGUUGCACUAAUAAAUUAUCCUAUUUCAUCACUAUUCAGUCAAGUAGAUGUGAGUAUUGGAGGAAGUAUUAUUUCCUCUUCCACUAACACCUAUUCAUAUAGAGCUUUUAUCGAGACAUUGUUGAACUAUGGAGAAGAAGCUAAAAAGAGCCAAUUGACGAUGGGGUUGUUUGCAAAGGAUACUAGUGGACAUAUGGAUGCAAGCGAUGCAGCAGCUGGAGAUAAUGCUGGUUUAGUGAAAAGGCAGGGAUACACUGCACGGAGUAGAAUUGUUGAGCUUUCAGGAAGAUUACACUGUGAUAUAUUCAAUCAAGGUCGCCUGUUGCUCAAUGGUCUAUCUCUUAAAAUUACACUACAUAGAAAUAAGGAUGCUUUUUGUUUAAUGACUAAUGGAGAUAAUCCUGAUGUCAAAGUAAAAUUUGUGGAUGUGUCCCUUCGAUUACGAAAAUUACAACUCACUCCCAAGAAAUUUGAAAUGAUACAAACUAGUUUGGAGCGAACUCCAGCCUGCUAUCCAAUCAAUCGAGUACAAAUUAAAACGCACUCUUUGGCUGCUGGUUUAACAAGUUUGAAUUGGGACAAUGCUAUUCUCGGAAAACUACCCAAUCGUUUAUUCAUCGCAUUCGCAGACAAUGAUGCUCAUACAGGUUCCUACGUGAAAAACCCUUUUAACUUCAAACAUUUCAAUGUUACAUCCAUUGGUGUUUAUGUCAAUGGGGAGUCACUACCAGCUAAUCCUAUGAAGUUAAAUUUCCCUGGCGGACAUUAUUUACAAGGCUAUCGAAGCCUUUUCACUGCAACUGGUAAAAUAAAUAGAGACGAAGGUUUGGACAUUAAUCGAGAAGAAUAUUCAGAUGGUUAUAGUUUAUUUGGCUUCGACCUGUCACCUUCUCUUUGUAACGGAGAACACUACGAACCUCAAAGACAAGGAAGUAUUCGAAUCGCAUUAGAGUUUGGAACUGCCCUACCUAAUACGAUUACAGUUUUCAUGUAUGCAGAUUUCGAAAACACAAUCCAUGUGAAUAAGGCGAGAAAUAUCUUGAAGGAUUUUUAA